Molecule: messenger RNA, 777 nt
Organism: Haemonchus placei
Lineage: Eukaryota; Metazoa; Nematoda; Chromadorea; Rhabditida; Trichostrongylidae
Source: the annotation of a GenBank genome assembly
AUGCUCCCAUGCAACCUCUUGGUGAAGAAGCGUGAUGGCACAGUCUAUGAAGGCGACUGCUGGCCUGGCAGAUCCAGCUACGUUGACUUUAUAAAUCCAGAGGCACGCAAAUUCUGGGCCGACCAAUUUGCAUUUAAUAAGAUCUAUCAGUCCAGCCAUGGAGAAUGCGGGCGUCUCUGGCCGCGUGUCGGUAACAGAUACUGGCAAGUCAAUAGUGCCGGCUGCAACCACUUCAUUUUGCUGGGGCUUAGUGGCUCGUUCACGGCUGCCCUCAGCAUAACGUUUUUGGUUGUAGCAGAGUACUCGUUAAAAGCCUUUUUAGCAUUCGCAGAAACAGAUGACAAACUUCAGCAUACACUUGAGAGCGAAGAAGAAGAGCGCAUUCCCGACCAGAUGGAGAAAGGACAGAUCUUGAUAUCGGAAUCGGAAGACUCGCAAGCCCGUCUUGAGGUAGAAAAGCAAGCACUUAAAUACGGAAUAGUACUUCAAAACAACUCGAGCAGAACUUCCAUCCCAGAAUUCGUUGGUAAAUGGUGGGAGUGGCACAACAUGUGGGAGUUACUCAAUGCUACAGUAAAUUCAACUCCUUGGUCGGAUCUCCAAAAGUUUAACUACCUUCUUCAAGCCCUAGAAGGAGAAGCACGACAAUCUGCCAAGAAAUACCGAAUAACUUCAAAAAGUUAUCGUUUGGUGGUGAAACAUUUGCAGGAAAAGUAUGGAAAUACAUCUGUCUUCAUCACCAACGUGCAUGAACAAAUGGAGUUAUGCACAGCUUGA